AUGGCAUCUGGAGGAUACGCGCACAACCCGAAUGGGAAUUGCCGCCUGUGCAAGGACAAGGACAGCGCGGACGAAUGGAUGGUCGAGUGCUCAAAGUGUUGGAACUGGUUCCACAUGACCUGCACCAAACUUGAGAAAAGACCCUCCACUAAGGACCUCUGGCACUGCCCAAAGUGCAAAGAGGAAAUAAUGGAGCUCCAGCAACUAAGAAAGGAGCUGGAGGAUCAAAAGAAGAAGACUACCAGGAGUGUGUCCAAGGAACGCGGACCAGCAGACACUGUAGAGCUGCUAAGACGCCAAUUUGAGGCACAAAUGGAAAGCCAAAAAUUGCGUGAUGAGGCAUUUCAAAAAGCCAUGAUUGAGAUGGCAACCAAAAUGCACCAAGUAAAAAUGGACCCCGAAGCGGGACAACAAAUGGCUCCGACAAUCAAAUUGCCGGAUGAAAUUACAAACUUACUGAGGAGGCAAACAGCAACACCCCUCCCAGUUUUCAACGGAAAUUACAAGGAUUGGCCAAAUUUCAAACGGCUUUACGAACAAAGCAAACGAGAAGGUCAAUUCAGCGAUACCGACAAUAUAAACAGACUUAUGGCAAGUCUAGGCAAGGUGGACUUCGUAGUGACUCUCGGAAAUUUGGUGUCCAACAUGUCCAUGAUACAGUGCGAGAAUUAUUUAACUAAUCCGUUGCAGAUGGCUGAACUUGUUUGCCGCUUACCACUGAACUUAAGAGAACAAUGGGCGGACAAGGAAGCAGAAGCAAUGAUUCCGCAAGAAGGACGACCACGGCAAAAACUCACACUAAAGGAAUUACACGAGUUUUUGAAACCGCAACAGCAAAGAGCAACACUUCUUAUUGCACAAAAGGUGUGUCAAUCUGAGAAGGAAAACCCGAAAAAUGAGCGCCAAUCAAGAGUCAAUAUGCACGCUGAAACAACAUCCAGAUCCCAAGCCAAAUGUUCCUGUUGUAGCCAACAACAUUGGAUAGUAGCAUGCCCGGUCUUUAAAAAGAUGAGUGUGGAAAAAAGACGAGAACUGGCACUAGAGAAACGCAUGUGCUUUAACUGUUUACGCCAAGGACACUCCUUUAGAAACUGUCAAAUGAGGCCAAACUGCAGAACAGAAAGAUGUACAGCACAUCAUCACACAUUUCUUCACAUCAGACCAAAAACAAAUGAUGAAAAACGAGCCUCCCAAAAGGAGGAAACAAAACAAAAAAUCAAGGAAUCUUCAGGACAUUCAAAAGACAACAAGAAGAACCAAGAUAAGAAGGAAGUGAAAGAAAUAGAUGCGCAAGCUCCAACAUCGUCCACCUCGAAGGAACAAGAAGAUGAAGCUGUACGCACUAACAUACACGCUACCAAAAGAAAUAAGGUCUACUACCAAAUACUGCCGGUUACACUUUAUGCGCAAGGAAGACAAUUAGAAACCUUCGCAUUUUUGGAUCACGGCUCAUCGAACAGUCUAAUCCUCGACGACUUGGCCAAAGAUUUAGGUUUGCAAGGGCCAGUAUCACCAUUAUGCAUAAAAUGGACAAAUGACUCCGUACACGAAGAUAACGAAAGCCAAAACGUAUGUUUCAAAAUAUCAGGCGAUAACAAAAUUCGAUACCAAAUGGAAAGUGUACGUACAGUAAAAAAAUUAUCCUUACCACGACAGACACUUGACUACAAUGAUCUUCAUGAAAACUACAACCAUCUUAAAAACCUUCCUAUUCAAGGAUACGAGAAUGCUGAGCCGACAUUACUUAUUGGACUUGAUCAUCCCCGACUAUUAACAGCAACAAAACAGAGAGCAAGCAAAGUCGGUCCAGUUGCCGCUAAAACACCAAUAGGAUGGGUCAUUUACGGAAGGACCAACUCUCGACAUCAAGGAGAAAUAUAUUCCUGUGUAGUAGAGGAGCAAGACUCACUACGAGAAGAAAUGAGGAAAUACUUCUCAACGGAAGAGUUUGGCGUUAAGGUUAGCACCACUAACCAACAGAGCGAGGAGGAUAGCCGAGCUGAAAAAUUGAUAAAAGAAACAAUGAAGUAUGACGGGAGUCAAUACGAAAUUGGCCUUUUAUGGAAACAAGCCAGGCCCAUAAUGCCAAAAUCAGAAAGCUUCAAGGGAGCAUUAAAGAGGUUAGAAUACACUGAAACUAAGAUGAGGAAAAACCCUGAGUUUGCCCAAUGGUACACGGACAAAAUUAAGGAAUACGUUGAAAAGGGAUACGCACGAAAAUUAACAGCAAACGAGAUAACACUAACAACCGAUAAAACAUACUAUUUGCCUCAUUUCGCUGUCCUGCCAAGGUACAAGGAUUAUGAAUUACUCUCUGGUCCCGAUAACUUGACAUCGCUCUUUGGAAUUUUACUGAGAUUCCGAGAAGGAAAGUGCGCAGUAGCAGGAGACAUCCAAGAGAUGUUCUCACAAAUUAAAAUACGCAAAGAGGACCAGGAGGCUCAACGAUUCUUAUGGAGGGACGGUAAGGCUUCAAAUACCAUGGGACACUACGUAAUGCAGGUAAUGACGUUUGGAGCAACCUGCUCACCUGCAUGUGCCCAAGCAGUAAAGAAUGCAAACGCAGAGAACUACCGAGAUUGCGAUCCGGUGGCAGCGAACGCCAUUAUAAAACAACACUAUGUUGACGAUUAUCUGGACAGUUUCUCGACAGCGGAGGAAGCCAGUGCAGUCACGUUCGGAGUUAUAAAAAUUCAUGAAGCUGCACACUUCACACUAAGAAACAUCAUUUCAAACGAUGCCGAAAUGCUGGACGUUCUACCUGAACGCAACGUCGCGAGACAAUCCACCCAAAAGGAAUUUAUUGAAAAAACUGCAACAUCAGAGAAAGUCCUCGGAGUAUACUGGGACACGACCCAAGACACAAUUGGGUAUAGAAUAGCAGACUUCAAGUCCAACGCCAUACCGACCAAAAGAGAAGUCCUCUCAACAAUUGCCAGAAUCUUCGACCCUCUUGGAUUAAUAGCGCAUAUUACGAUUGGAGGUAAAUUACUAAUGCAACAAGCCUGGAAAGAAGGUAUAGACUGGGAUGAGAAAAUAUCUACGAAAUUAAUGGAAGAUUGGACGAUUUGGACAAAUAGACUAUCCACAAUAUCACAUCUGAGAAUUUCUAGGUGUUUCUCUCCCAACAUACCGGACGCAAAAUCAUUGGAAUUGCAUAUCUUUGUUGAUGCAUCAGAAUCAGCGUUCGCCGCGGCAGCAUAUAUACGAGCAGAAACCUUACACGGAUACGACGUAAGCCUAAUAGCAGCAAAAACGAGAGUUGCACCAAAUAAAGCCAUGUCAAUUCCAAGGCUAGAACUUCAAGCCGCGGUGUUAGGCACACGAUUGAAAACAACCGUUUUAAAGGAACUUCGAUUGAAUAUUACAAACGUAACCAUGUGGACAGAUAGCACCACUGUACUCUCCUGA
This is a messenger RNA of Topomyia yanbarensis, 3411 nucleotides long. RefSeq lists its product as uncharacterized. Gene Ontology annotation, molecular function: nucleic acid binding; zinc ion binding. The record is from RefSeq and is a predicted model, not a curated record. NCBI's taxonomy places the organism in Eukaryota, Metazoa, Arthropoda, Insecta, Diptera, Culicidae. The transcript has 2 exons. The coding region runs from base 1 to 3411 and encodes 1136 amino acids.